Molecule: messenger RNA, 1436 nt
Organism: Pollicipes pollicipes
Lineage: Eukaryota; Metazoa; Arthropoda; Thecostraca; Pollicipedomorpha; Pollicipedidae
Product: protein phosphatase 1 regulatory subunit 27
Exons: 4
Coding region: 333-854 (173 amino acids)
Cellular component (GO): cytoplasm
Molecular function (GO): enzyme inhibitor activity; protein binding; phosphatase regulator activity
Source: RefSeq, a predicted model, not a curated record
CGCGACGCUAGUCAGUCGGAUUCGGGCGGUGGGGGAGGGCGGCGGCGACGGUGGCAACAGUGUCGAGUGGUGAGGAGGCCGCAGAACGGCUCCAUGGUACACCCGCGUAGGUUCGCGCGGUUUGGAAUGCUGGCUUCACCUGACCGCUGAGGAGUCCCGAACAAAAUAGUCAGCUCUACACACCGUCCGUGCACAAGAGGAGAGGCAGGAGGUCGCAAAUUUGGUCACGUGAUCUGGUGCCAGUGCGUGUGGAAGACCACACUUUGCCCUGCUCGGCUGUUGUGCUCUUUAUAGUCGCUGCCGCGACUGCUCUCGGUCGGACCCCACGCGGCAUGAGCCGGCGGGCGAGCCUGUUCGCGAGGCAGAACCCGGGUCGCCGCCGGGUCAGGUUCCCGGAUGAGGUGGUGUUCGACGACAGCGUGCGAGAGAACGACACCGAAGCCGUGAUGGCCAUGCUGCGACGGACCAGCGUCGACAUCGAGAUCAACCGCACCAACUCGGCCGGUUUGACCGCACUCCACCAGGCUGCGCUGGACGGCAACCUGCCCGUGGUUCGGAUCCUGGUCCGGUUCGGGGCCGAUGUCAACUGUCGGGAUGAGGACUCUUGGACUCCGCUGCACGCAGCCUGCUCCAUGGGGCACCACCAUGUGGCCAGAUUCUUGGUGGAGAGCGGUGCCGACCCGCACGUGCUGACCCAGGAGAGCCAGCGCCCGCUGGACUUGGUGCAGCCGUCCGACAUGGAGACGGUGGCGGCCAUACUGAGCGCCACCUUGGAAAGCCAGUCGGAGGCGGGGGACUCCGGGGUACAAGGAGCAGGAGGCGACAGUGGCGCCGCCACGGCCACAGAGCGCUGAAAUCAGGCCACGUGACCGCGAUGCGGCGUGAUCUCGACUCGUGACUCCGCGCGGUCGUGGCCUCGCGGGAAAAUCGUGGGAUGUAGUCAACGGCGUGCCACGGGCCAACAUCGGUGUGUUGUUACCUUCGCAAUGUCGAUGUAGCGUUGUGGCUUUCUGUCGGCGCGUCAGGCUGGUGGUCGUCGCGCCGUCCGUGGCCAUGUAUUGUUCGUAGUGUUGGCGCAGUGGCAAAGCAGUGCCGUGCAGUGGCGAGAUGCUUCAGUUAACGUACGACUGGAUUCAGAAGUGUGCAAUAUGAUCGGCAUCCCAUCGUAGCAAGCUGCCCUCCGAUAAACACUAGAUCAGGCCUCGAAGUUCGGGAUGAUACAAGCGACCACUCACCUGCCGCGACGCCUCGAUCACCACAGGCGGUCGUCGGUGUGCAUCUGUAAGUAGAUAUAGGAUCACAUCACUUUCAAACCCUCUGCAGAGCUGAACAUAAUUGCCGGUGGGCGUCGCACCUGCAAUGCUCUAUCAACAAUGGCGGCUAAAUGUAAUCAACUUUCACUGACAUUCUGUGAUAGGCGUACCUCUUUCCGAUAA